Laccaria bicolor S238N-H82 is the source of this 327-nucleotide messenger RNA. RefSeq lists its product as uncharacterized. The transcript is spliced from 5 exons. Bases 1 to 327 code for a protein of 108 amino acids. NCBI's taxonomy places the organism in Eukaryota, Fungi, Basidiomycota, Agaricomycetes, Agaricales, Hydnangiaceae. The record is from RefSeq and is a predicted model, not a curated record.
AUGACUUACUUCCCUUGCAGGCUACCUUCCAUUUUGAAGGUAGCCCGCAAGGGAAUCAACUUCCCAUGGAGUACCUUCCUGUGGUCCGUUUCACAUGAGCAUGGACUUGAUUCGAUACCUACACAUUCCACGAACAAGCUCCAUGAAACCGUUUACAAAACGGUCAACCUCCCAUCAAGUACCUUUCUGUGGUCCAUUUCGCAUGGGCAUGGACUCAAUUCAAUACCUAUGCACUCCACAAACAUGCUCCACAAAGCCAUUUACAAAAUGGUUGAGUUCCCAUCCAGAGGCAAUGCAUUCAUUCAUCAGAGUCUGGAAGCCAAAUAG